Messenger RNA from Glarea lozoyensis ATCC 20868, 2097 nucleotides. RefSeq lists its product as uncharacterized. NCBI's taxonomy places the organism in Eukaryota, Fungi, Ascomycota, Leotiomycetes, Helotiales, Helotiaceae. Bases 1 to 2097 code for a protein of 698 amino acids. The record is from RefSeq and is a predicted model, not a curated record. The transcript has a single exon.
AUGUUUUAUCAACAGUCAAAUGCGUCGACGACGCUUCCGAGAGACUUCCGCUUCCAUCACGAUGAAGGAAUCCCACAAACGCCAGAACCAACGACGAUGGCAGACGAACUACAAGCACCAUGUGCACCGCGUCCUGCUCGUUUGAGGGUGAAGAGGCGGAACAUUUCAAAUCUUCAAGCGCCGACGGAACAAUUUCUGGCUUCGGUUGCAGCUGCCGAUGUUCCUGUACCUACGAUUGAAGUGAAUCACUCUUCUUUACCUUCUCGAACAACUGCCGGUCCUUCAUCAUUACCGCAUGUGAAUAUUUUCGAGGAAGAUUCGGAAAUGCCAGACUCAAAAGCGAGCCCUAUCGGCAAUUCUUUCCUCCUAGCUCCACAUCAGCCUUAUGGCAGGAUGGGCCUCCCGCCACAGACUCCGGAGCCCGAAUCAGUAGCGGAACAGGAGUCUUCAAGACCUAGUUGGUCCAUGGGUGGUUCAUUAUUUACUUCAAACGAGGAUCAAUUUCCCCGACCAAAUUCAGCAAUGUCGACCGCUUCGGAAUGUUCAGAUGACUCAUUCUACAGCGGUGGUCCACGAUCACACCUCUCUCAGUCUGAGGAUGGAAGCUGUACGAGUCCAGACUCGGAUGUUGAUGACCCUUUUCAGUUUCCAUCAAUGUCGCCAUCGCUAUCAAAAGCCAGCUCUAAAUUUAAUUCUAUUCGCCUUAGCGCACCAGUGGAAUUUGCUCCUCUCAAUCAGAACUUGAAGAGCAAAACGAGAAAGAACGCGCCAUGGUCCAAAGCAAUGAGCGCUCAUCUUUGGUCCACUUACGUUCUGUACUUGCAGGAUCCGACAGUCACACCAUUCAGGGCUAACGGUGUUCCACCAGAGGGUGUUUGCCAUCGUGUCGCCCGAGAAGCGAAGAGAAGUUGGAAAGGGCCUCAAACCACCACUCAACGCUCCCACAUGAGAUCAGUGGCUCUAUCUGAGAUUUCAGAUAAAAGUGGCAGUCUUACACCAACCCCCGAAACUUCUACCAAACUCUAUGCACAAUGGCCACAUUCCAGUGGUGCAACUCGAAGUCAUCUUCGAGAGCUUUGCAGAAAGGAAACUACUGCGGUGCAACGGCAUCGUCAUUUCCAAUCUCGGAAUUCAACGCCGUUUACUAGAGCUAAAUCAUACGAUUCGCCUCGAGUUUCCGAGUCUGGUUCUGGUGCAUCGACGUUCAACACCAAGGAUAUUGCUCUUUCAUUAGCGACUAGCACAUCCUCGACGAUGCAACCGGAUGGACCAUUAGCUAGUCUUGCUCAGGAUGCAGGUCCGACGCCAAAUACCGAGCUUUCAUCUCGAUCCGUAUUUCGACCUUCGGUUAACGAACCUCCGGCCUCAAUUUUUGAUCUCGAUGACCCAAGGGUUCGUAGACUGUUAGGCUCCCCAUUUAUUAGAAGAACAUAUGGUCCAAGUUCUUCGCAACUUCACAGACGGCCAUCUCCUCCACGACAUCUCUCGGAUACUUCUGCGCCAAGACUUCGUUCGCCUCUUCGAUUCGAUCAGCCUAGGUCGUUGAAUAGUACGCAAAAGAGACGUGCUCAGUAUUCGUUAGAUGAUGAAGUCACUCCAGGCCCUGGGCCACGACCAAACAUUCUUGACCAGAAGCUUUUUGGAACACCUUUAGGUCAUUCUAGACGACGUGUAAGAUCGCGUGGUUUCAGUCUUGGUGAUGAAGCUUUUCGUCAGAAUCUUUCUGGAGUGUUUCGUCGGCCACCACCGGAGUUCGAUCUGGCCGGUAAACUUGGUCUAAAUCCAAACGAGACACGAACUCAUUCUCGAGGUCUCAGUCUCAACACCUCAUCCAACUCACCAUUUCUCCCACCCACCACCAUCGACCCUCCUCGUCUCGGCUCCCCAUUCACAGAGACCGGACCGAAUCAAACUUUCCCUCGAAGAUUGUUUCAGGAUUCCCAGUCCACGAUCCGACGAGGUGCGUUCGCGACGAUGCAUCAGAGUCGUCAUUCGAUCAACUCAUUCGAUUUCGGACCGAGUCAGCAGCAGAGUCGGCUUGAGCGGCUGGAUGAGAAACUCAAGGAGAUUCGGCAGAGGGAGGAUAGUAUGAGAUGA